CACAAACUGAAUCCUCCACUUCUCCUUCCGCCUAAAAUUUUAGUAGUUGCAGGUGUGCUGUCAUCUUCGAUUAAGCUAGAAGACAUGACGGAUCUAGGCCUGCAUCUCUUACCCUGGGUGGUCGUGCCCGGGUUUGAGGAGGAGAACGUGCGCAUUCGGAUUUUUGGAGCGAAAAUCCCCAAGACCCAGUCGUGGGUCUACGUACCACUGAUAGCCUCUGCGUUAGGGCAGCUCCCGGGCUUCCGUUUCGACAGAAAGGUAUACAUUUAGACUUGUGUGAAAUGGCUGCAAAGAAAGUUUGAAGGUACGAGGGUGUUGAAUGGCCUCAUCCCUUUCAGGACCAGAAGCAGCACGACAUGACAUGCUAUACAACAUGAACGUUUGUUCCAUGGAGGAACAAUAUCGGGUCAAUGCAGCAACAUGAUCCUAUCUUACAGAUAUUCCGACUGUUCCGAAUCCAAUCUUAGUUUUGCUCGAACACCUCGACCUCGACUUAACUCAACACAGCUGCAUACCGGUCAAUUUUCGUUUUCGUCUGAGAAACAGAUUGUAGAUGCUCAGGCAUUUUGGCGUUCUGUUUUCUCGCGAUGGGACAUGUGGGUGAACGAUCUACGUGACGGCAUCUUGCGUAAGUUUGGCAAUGUGGACCAUUGCAACAUCUUUCAUUAAGGGUUUCCGAAUUGCAUUCCUCACUACCAUCCCUAGCGCUUUUCCCAGUAGAAAAGAAGCCAGGGAUGUCCUGAGGAAUUUAAUUCCGUAACCUCUAACUUCAUGUCCGUUCGAUCUCUUGGACUACGACUCUGGUUUUCGGGCAUCCUCGGGAAUUCGGGACUCUGCCGCACCCGAGUGGAAAAUGGCAGGAAGAUCUUAUCGAUAGCUGUUUGGACCACAAGUACCAGUCCGAACUCUUUGCCUCCAUUCUCACCAUUGGACAGUACAAGCCGCAACAGGACCAAUUCGGAAUCGUCCAACAUUUCUCCGACAAGUCCUCUGCGGUUUCGGGAUUAGGCGGCCCGCCGGCAGGAAAAAGUACUAGACCUGGCUGUUCUAUCUUUGUUGUACUAGUUGUCUUCAAAAAUUGAUGAUUGCCGUAUUGAUCAGAUGAUAGUCCUGCCGCUCCAUUGUUACGAUGUAUGAAGGAUACCACAUACAUUGUAACAACAAGGUUGAGUCAACGUUUAGAAGAACGUGAAAUGUUGCGUUUCUGCUCUGUAUCGUUGAAAGACGUAGCUUCGACAUCUUAUAUUAUAAUAAAUCAUUUCAAAAUAUACUGCAGAUGGCAAAUUCUACGGAGGAGGAAAAGGCGCUUUUGGUGGAAAGGAGCAGUAUUACGGUAAGACUAACAAGGGCGGUGGUAAAUUUUUUGGCGGGAAGGAUGCGUACAACCAAGGGGGGAAAGAUGCGUACAAACAUGCUGGUGGGGGAUGCGGUAAAGAUGUUGGUGGCUACGGCGGCAAAGACGGCUAUUAUCAGCCCCCGGGAUGUGCUGGGAAAGAUGGCUACAGCAAUAAUUACUACAAGUACAACAGCAGUAAUCAGGGAAGCGGAAAACAAGACAACUACAACAACAACAACCAUCAGUUGUCUGGAGGAUCCUGUGGCGGCGGGAAGGAAAAUCACAUGAGCUUCCAGCAACACAGCGGGAAAGACGGCUAUAACGCGUGUUCUGGAGGAAAGGAGUCCUGCUACAAUUCACAAAACAAUGCUGUGGUGUAUCCACAGAACAGUGGGGGAGGUGGAAAGUAUGGUCCUCAGCACUCCAUGAGCAAGGGGCAAGGCAGCAAAUUCCCGCAAGCCGCUGCUGCGGGGCAACAGCAACAGCAACAGCAACAGCAUGUCGCGUACAGCAACUCGGCCCAAACCUCCAAUGCAGGAGAUCAUGUUGCUGGUGGUUACAACCUAACUACUUUAUCAAAGGAUGGCGCAAUUGUUAGCAUCGAGCAGCAGGUGCCAAAAGGCAACUACACCUUCCAACCACAGAUGGCCGUGCAAAACUAUAAUAAUCAACAUGCUCCCGCUGUUGGUAUGCCGCAGCACUAUUUUGCGGGAGCAGAGGCAGCCGGUUUGCGGGAGUCGUUACCCCCAAUAACGUACAGUGCUGGCAAUAGUAUUAACAUGGGAAACAAUAACGGUGGCGGCUCGGGCAUUGUGGGUCCGGUGUCGGUUCUAGAGGCUGUGACGGCGCAGCCAGGACCCAACCAGCAUCAGCAAGAGUACCCGCUUUACACUCAACAACAGCAGCAACCGCAGUACAACACUUCUAGCAGCAACAUUGCACAACAAGGCCACAACAAUAACAACAACUCAUCGAACCAACAGGGCAACCAUGCAUCGAAUAAUUCCGAACAUCAUGGUGUGAUUCCGCAGCAGCUUACGAGUCCACUGUGCACAGCGCUUUACGGCCCGACUUCACCGGAGGUAUUGCCUAGUGGCGUUCCGCAGUUUAAUCACAUGCUAAGCAGCAACAAUCCGAACCCGCAUUAUGAACAACAGCUUUUUACUCCGGGAUUUCCGGCGCCGGCGCAUUUGGGGCAGCAGCAGAACACAGGAGAAUCUCUUCAGAACAACACGCAGCAGCACCAGCACAAUGGAGGAGGAGCCCCUGGAGCGGGACUAGUACAGAAUCAACAAUAUCAGUACCAUCAUCCGCAAAACACCAAGGUCCAAGAAUAUCCAACUGCGAACAGUAACAACAACAACAACAACAACAACCACAACAGUAUGGGAGCUCCGAAUUUUCCUCCGCCUCAGCAGCAGCACAACAACCAACAUAACCUCGGUGUCGGUGGACCAGGAGGAUGCAUGGUCGACCCUCAGAUGGCCGCCACGUUCAUCCCGACGCCAGCGUUGGUACCGCACGAACACAACCCGAGUAGCAUGAACAGUGGCGGGAGUUUGAACAGCGGCGGAAGUUUCAACAAUGGUAUGGUAAUGAGUGGCGGGUGUGGUCCGGGCGACCACGGGGGCUUCGUUGGCCACCAAAACCACGGCUUUUUAUCCAUUACCUCAUCGCCUAACCCGACUGAGUCACCGCAACUCAGCUGCAACGGAUACAACAGUCAGCAGAUGCACAGUCCUGCGCUUUUGUUGCCUUCUUCGGUGUCAACUACUGCAAGCUAUCCUUCCGGGCAGAACAUAAUCACCGCAUGCCACCUGCAGCCGCAGCAAUUGCCGCCACAACAAUUGCCUCCAGCGAAUUCCGUGGAGGCAUGUUUCGAACAAUUGCGCCGUGAGGGGGUACUUACAACUCCUUGUGAAAAGCGGAAAACAAGCUCAAGCAUCUUAAUGAUUGAUUGGAAGCACAAUUUAAGCUACACGCUGCCGGAAUUUAUUGGACGGAAAUAGUAGUAGACAAGUGAGUUUCGUUAUUUCGUCGAGUUCUUUGAUAAAGAGGACUCCUAUCUGCACGUCAGGUAUCUAAUUGCGCACGCGUCGUCGACGACAAACUCGGUUACCUGGUCUCCACACCAGGAGUCAUUUAA
This is a messenger RNA of Amoebophrya sp. A25, 3482 nucleotides long. The record is from the annotation of a GenBank genome assembly. NCBI's taxonomy places the organism in Eukaryota, Dinophyceae, Syndiniales, Amoebophryaceae.